AUGCCCCGUCUUCGCAUCGCGGUGAUACAAUUUGCACCCAAGCUAGGCCAAGUGGCCGCCAAUAUUGCGACGGUUAAUAAGCUAUGUCGCGAUAUCAAACCUUACUCCAUCGACCUUUUGUGUCUACCGGAGAUGAGCUUCACUGGAUACGUCUUUCCUAAUGCGCUUGCUAUCUCUCCAUUCCUGGAACAUCCCCUCACUGGGCCCACGUCGAUGUGGUGUGCAGAAAUAGCACGUAGGCUGGGAUGCUACGUUAUCGCUGGGUAUCCUGAGCUGCUAGCUGAAGAUGAAUCGCGUUCGGUAGUAGACGAUGAAGGAGCUGAAAGUGUCGGUGCGAACAGCGCGACGGUGUAUGGACCCAAUGGGGUCCAUGUCGUGGGGUAUCGCAAGACCAACCUCUUUAUAACUGACCGAACAUGGGCGAAACCCGGUACAGGGUUCGCAACGUUCCCGCUAACAUUUCCCUACACUCCUCCUGAUUCCGAGGUACCUGCUGUACCCUCUACUACCCUCACGGUGUCUUUAGGAAUAUGCAUGGACUUGAAUCCCCAUCCUCCCAAUUUAGGGGAUGAAUACGAGAUGGCAUCGUAUUGCCAAUCCACCCACUCGGAUGUUCUUAUACUUCUUAAUGCCUGGCUGGAUACCUCGAUGGAGGGCAAUCCGGCAUCGGAGGGUAUCGAAGUCGAUGAGGAGGGCGAGCGUGAUGCUAUGGAGCCGGACUGGCAGACGGUUCGCUUCUGGACGGGGCGGCUGCGGCCGCUAUGGGACGCUUCUGCCUCCACCGCAUCUGACUCGCAUUUACGGACUACGUGCGUGGUAGUGUGCAACCGGACUGGUCUAGAAAAUGACCGACUUUUCGCAGGUUCAUCUGCUCUCUUUCGGAUGAAACCGGGAUUUCCUGUGAGGCCACAUCUACUCGAUGUCAUGGGAUGUAGGGAAGAAGGUGUGAGAUUUUGGGACGUGGAGAUUGGAUCAGCAUAAUAGGAGUAACUGGAUAGUUGCAUGACAAUAAUGACACCAUGAUUUCAUCUUGUGUUC
Messenger RNA from Guyanagaster necrorhizus, 1038 nucleotides. Its product is annotated as carbon-nitrogen hydrolase. The record is from RefSeq and is a predicted model, not a curated record. Gene Ontology annotation, molecular function: protein-N-terminal asparagine amidohydrolase activity; protein-N-terminal glutamine amidohydrolase activity. NCBI's taxonomy places the organism in Eukaryota, Fungi, Basidiomycota, Agaricomycetes, Agaricales, Physalacriaceae. The coding region runs from base 1 to 981 and encodes 326 amino acids. The transcript is spliced from 3 exons. Gene Ontology annotation, biological process: protein modification process; protein catabolic process.